This is a messenger RNA of Pieris rapae (cabbage white), 1006 nucleotides long. RefSeq lists its product as uncharacterized. The record is from RefSeq and is a predicted model, not a curated record. Lineage: Eukaryota; Metazoa; Arthropoda; Insecta; Lepidoptera; Pieridae. The transcript is spliced from 4 exons. The coding region runs from base 140 to 865 and encodes 241 amino acids.
UUUUGAUAUGUAUUACUUACAUAGCUAAAAUUAUUAUUAUUAUAUUUCUGGAUGUUCACUUUCAUUACUUUAAUACCUGUUUUAUGUGAUCAAAAGGUGAAUCAGUACACAAAGAAUGCAAACAAGUUAAAAAGCUAAUAUGGCAGGAUUUAAAGCUUUCCACGACGCAAGCUUAAACUUCGAACAGGAACUUAAUGCCCAAGCUGAUAAUUUAUAUUGUACUAAAGUUAAUGACAAUUUCGAAGACGCCGUUACGAAGAAACAGGAAAACCUAUCCUUUCUUACGUCAAAGUUGCGCUUGUUACAAGCAAAGACGGUAUCAGUGCCUACACAAGUAAAAGAAACUGAACUAGAUGCUGAGCGAGUUAUCAAUGACCUCAAUGGAACUGUGACCCUUAAGCUUAUUGAACAGCAACUUGUGAAGAAUGUGACUCAAAGUAGUGCGGUGAAAGAGCUUCUAGCAACACCAAAUGAGGCUCUUGAACCUGAAUUAAUAGAAAGGAAGAAAAACAUCCUUGCAGUAGCUGCUGAAUUUGCUGAUAAGGAAUUAAAACUACAGCAUUUAUAUAACACAUUAAAAGAGGAGCACAGCACCUUAUUGCAGUUGCGAAAAGAAUGGGACACUGUAAGGGCAGAACUAAAAAGUAGUCAAAGAAUAACACAUAAUCAGGAAGAGAACAAAGGACCAUUGUAUAGGAAACUUCAAAACGUAGUAGCGAAAAUAGAGCAAAUGCGAUGGAUGAUACCGAAGCUCGUUAUAGCAAAGUCUAGACACUACGAUUGGGAAAGUGACCCCUAUUCAAGACUGAAAGUACUAGCCCUAUCACGACAAUGUUACACUGUACAAUCGUUUACUGACAACUAGCUCUGUAAUAUUAAACAUAGUUAUAUCAACUAUGUAACAUAGCUAGUCUGUCAUUUCUUAACUUAAAUUAUGAUAACUAAACAUAUUUUAAUCAAGUAUAAGUGUAUUAUUUUAUGUGGUAAAUAAAAGCUUUAUUGACUA